Molecule: messenger RNA, 6327 nt
Organism: Penicillium brasilianum
Lineage: Eukaryota; Fungi; Ascomycota; Eurotiomycetes; Eurotiales; Aspergillaceae
Source: the annotation of a GenBank genome assembly
GCCAUUCCUCCCACUCUAUAGCCGAUCACCUCAAAUCCGCCAUCUUCUCGCUUUCUCCACGUUUGUAUGGGAUGCGCCUUGCACCGCGGGCACCCAUCCAUAGCUGGCCUCCAUCGCGACGUCGGAGGCUGCGCACAAGUGCAAAAGUCGACUUAAGAAUAAUUAAAUUAAAUACGGCUUCUCCAGCAGAGAUAUACUCUCCAAUCCACAAGAUCCGAUGCCCAUCCCGAGACUGGUGGAUGAAGCAUAACCGCUGCAGAUCGGGAGCAAAGAGACUAUUCACGGCCUCGAAGGGAACCAAAUCCUAAACCGAAUUGCCCCCCCUUUACCCUUUUACCUUGGGAAUCGUCACCUUCAAUCCUCUUUCCCCCUCCCGUCCAAUCAUCCACUCCUCUCUCUUUCAUCCUCCUCCUCCUCCUCCCCAUUCAACCCUUCCUUUCCACCUCAUCCCGUCCACUGUAAACUCCCGACAUCACCGUCGGUCCGGGUCACCGACCCUGCAUCCUCUCUCUCUCUCUCUCUCGCCUAGCCCCAGCCCGCGCAUUCUCUGCUUGGGUCGCGGCCACAACGAUCCUUCCUUCCUGCAUCUUCCCACCACCAAACGAAGCCGUCAUUCCCAGCUGACGUCGCGUCCGUGCCAGAUCUCCGCGAAAACGGACCACCCCCCCCCCUUGACACCUCUUUCAUGAGCAACACCCUUGGUGUCUGACUCCCUCCUCGCCCAAUUCAUCCCAUUCCAUCUCUCCAUUCCAUUUAGUAUUCCUAGCUAGGCUUGCUCAGCGCCGGGGACGCGCCCAUCAUGACGGGCGCUCCGCCUUACAACGCCCAAUCCCCGACUCAGCAGCACCGGUUCGCUGCGUACGAGUCCCCGACUAAGAACCGCCCUUUCUUUCCCAACAAUGAUCAGCCACAGGGACAACAGCAGCAGCAGCAACAACAACCACAUUUCUCCCAACAUCCUCCCCAAACACCGCCGGCUUUCGGCCCAUCCUCCGUGUCGCGGAGCCCGCGCUUUUCGCACGCGUCGUCACCAUUGCCAUCCACCCUGCCACCGUCCUUGAAUGGUACUGCACCGCCUCCACAUUCAUCUCACACGGAGAAUCCAUCCCAGUAUCCCGGGCCCUCGGGGAGUUCGAAUACGGGACUGCCGCUUCCGCGUCCCUUCUCGAGCUCCGUGAUGUCGGGUAACGGUACUUCCCCUUACGGCCCUUCAACGCCGCAUGGACAUCCUUCGAGCCGGCCAGAUAACCACUCGCAGUCUCCAACUCGCGAAUUGGAAUCUCCAUACCGGGUGAGAGGCAAUGGCGUUGGAUACGGAGCUUCGGCGCCACAAGCAGCAUCCCCUCCCCGGGAAUCGAAGCCUACUCGCGCAGCCGAUCCCAUGUCCUUUGCGAGCAUCCUCUCCGGACCCACGGACGAACAGCCUGCCAGGAAAUCAACUCCUCCGCCCUCCACUGCAACGCCCACCCCUCAGGUUCAACCAAAGUCGGAGAGCCGUCCGUCUGAAACCGGCCCAGUCCCGGGCACCUUCUACCAUAAAUCGGACCAAGCACCGAGCACGGAAAAGCCCCAUACGGAGCCGCCAAAGGGUGUUUUUACUCCCAAUGGAGUGUCCAAGCCGGCUCCAGAAUUGGCGAGCCUUGUGCCACGCGCGCCACAAAGGAAGCCAUUCCCGCCUGGUGUUGAUGCCGAGCAAGUGAACCGUGCCAUGAUCGACAUUGAUAACGGCGAGAAGAGUGACCUUGAGGGCCCUGACUUUGAGGCAGAUCUGCAAGUCUACCUUGAAAAAGGUCGGAAACGAUUGAUGGAAAGCUAUCGGGCGGAGCAAAUUUCUCGCAAGCGUCGUCGCAACUACACUCUGAACGAAUUGGCGCGGUCGUUUGAGAAGCACGCAAUUCUAGGUACAGAACGGUUCCGGGUCGGUAACGAAGGUUCUGUCAUCGCCGAAGUCCAGCAAAAAGAGAUCCAGGACGAGAAGGAGCGAAAGAAGGACAUGCAACGGAAACGUCGCCGUGAGAACACUGUACGCUUGGAGAUGCAGAAGAAGCUGGAGGCCGAACGCAAGGCCGACAAGGCCCAGGACUCUGCAGAGAAGGCCAAGUUCCUGCGCGAGGCGGAACGCGCUCAGAAGAAGAUCCGGUCCACUAAGCGGGCUCUUGAGGGUGGAAGUGCCCAGGACGAACUUGGCGAAGUCACUCCAUUGGCACCUAACCUCGAGGGCGGCACCACCAGCUCAUUCCACAUCGGUCGCGGUUCACCCUCGCGUCGCCGCUCUGGGCGUGCUGGUCCCGUCACUCGGCCCAAGAAGUCUAAGGAACAGAAGCAGGCCGAAAAGGAUGCUGCCGAGAACGCCUACUUGGCUGGUCUCGACGAUGAAUCCAUCUACCUCACUCCCCGUGACACAAAGAAAGACGGCAGGUCCAAGGAGGGCACUCCGAUCCUUCAUCUGCACUACGACAGCAAGGGUUACAACCAGAUUUACGAGCAAAUCUGGCGUGACAUUGCCCGUAAGGACAUUCCCAAGGUCUAUCGCAUCAAGACCACCUCGCUCUCUACCCGCCAAGAAAACUUGCGCAAGACGGCCCAGUUGGCGAGCAAGCAGUCGCGGAAGUGGCAAGAACGGACGAACAAGAGCACCAAGGAUACCCAGGCUCGUGCCAAGCGUACCAUGCGUGAGAUGAUGUCCUUCUGGAAGCGCAACGAGCGUGAGGAGCGUGACUUGCGCCGCUUGGCGGAGAAGCAGGAGCUGGAGUCUGCUAAGAAGGCCGAGGCGGAACGUGAAGCCAACCGCCAGAAGCGCAAGCUGAAUUUCUUGAUCUCCCAGACUGAGCUGUACUCUCACUUCAUUGGUCGCAAGAUCAAAACCGCCGAGGCGGAAGCUAUUGGCGAUGGAACCGUUGCUGGCAGCAACGAGACUAUCCAGCCUGGCAAGGCGCAACACACAGUCAACCUCCCUGACAGCGUCGCCAAUCCCAAUGCCAAGGUCACUGCCUUUGAGGAUCUGGACUUUGAUGCUGAGGACGAGAGUGUUUUGCAGCAAGCCGCCAUGGCCAACGCUCAAAACGCCGUGCAGCAAGCUCAGGACCGGGCGCGCGCCUUCAACCAGCAAGGUGGGGAAGAUCAGAUGGCAGCCUUUGAUGAAGGCGAGAUGAACUUCCAGAACCCCACCAGUUUGGGUGACAUUGAGAUCUCUCAGCCGACUAUGUUGACCGCCAAAUUGAAGGAGUACCAGCUAAAGGGUUUGAACUGGCUUGUCAACUUGUACGAACAGGGUAUCAACGGUAUUCUUGCAGACGAGAUGGGUCUCGGCAAGACCAUUCAGUCAAUUUCCGUGAUGGCCUAUUUGGCAGAGUUCCACAACAUCUGGGGUCCGUUCUUGGUCAUUGCGCCAGCAUCGACACUGCACAAUUGGCAACAAGAAAUCGCAAAGUUCGUUCCGAAUAUCAAGGUCUUGCCGUACUGGGGUAAUGCCAAGGAUCGUAAGAUUCUCCGCAAGUUCUGGGAUCGCAAGCAUAUCACCUAUACUCGCGACUCCGAGUUCCAUGUCCUGGUGACCUCUUAUCAGCUGGUCGUUCUGGAUGCCCAGUACUUCCAAAAAGUCAAGUGGCAGUACAUGAUUCUGGACGAGGCGCAAGCUAUCAAGUCCUCUCAAAGUUCGCGUUGGAAGAAUCUGUUAGGCUUCUCCUGUCGUAACCGUCUCUUGCUGACUGGUACGCCCAUUCAAAACAACAUGCAAGAGCUUUGGGCCUUGCUGCAUUUCAUUAUGCCUACCUUGUUCGAUUCCCAUGACGAGUUCAGCGAAUGGUUCUCGAAAGAUAUUGAGUCCCAUGCUCAGAGUAACACGAAACUGAACGAGGAUCAGCUCAAGCGUCUGCAUAUGAUUCUGAAGCCGUUCAUGCUUCGUCGUGUCAAGAAGCACGUGCAGCAAGAACUGGGCGACAAGGUUGAGAAGGACAUUUUCUGCGAUCUCACCUACCGCCAGCGUGCCUUGUAUGCCAACCUGCGGAACCGUGUCAGCAUUAUCGAUCUCAUUGAGAAGGCGGCCGUUGGUGAUGACACUGAUAGCACGACUUUGAUGAACUUGGUCAUGCAGUUCCGUAAGGUCUGCAACCAUCCCGAUCUGUUUGAACGUGCUGAAACCCGAUCACCAUUCUCUGUUGGUGCCUUUGCGGAGUGUGCCUCUUUCGUUCGUGAAGGAUACUUUGUCGACGUCCGAUAUUCCACCAGGAACCGGAUCGAGUACCAGGUGCCUCGACUGCUGUGCAGCUCCGAGGCCCGUUUGGAUAUGCCUGGUCCCGGCAAUGAUCGGGCUGGGUUCCAAGGGAAAUACUUGUCAAACUUGAUGAACAUUUGGAAUACGGAGAACAUUCAUAAGAGCUCCCGUGAAAAUGGGGCCUUCUCAUUCCUACGAUUUGUCGAUAUAUCCGCUGGAGAAGCUAGUGAAUAUUCCCGUCUUGGUGUUUUUGAGCGCGCAACCCGACGUGGCGACAGGCAAAAUCGACUUUCCCGUCUGAACGUUGUCUACGACGACAAGGAGAACGAGUCCGUCGGCAAGUCGGUGUGGGUUCAGUCUAUGCUUAACGUCGUGGAUCGCAACAACCGCGAAGCGCUUAAUGAGAUCACCCCCGAGGGCCGCAUGCGUAAUUUGAUGAAUGUUUCUCGUUCGACUUUCGAGGACCAAGGUCUUAACCUGAUUGAACCAUGCGCAUCUCCUGCUGCCCAAGCGCCUCCGAUCACGCUCUCCUGCUCGGGUCAAGAGGCCGUUCGCGAGACCCAAAGAACCCUGUUCAAUCCAGUUGUCCGGUCGGCAUUGUACGGCAACCGUUCCCGACAAGUUGAGGAACUGAUCUUGUCACACAAGCUCGAUCCCACGCCUUAUUCGAAGGCGCCAAUGCUCCCAGCGCCAACGUCACUCAAGACUCGCUACACUCACAUCGAAGUUCCGUCCAUGCGUCGCUUCGUUACGGAUUCGGGCAAGCUUGCCAAACUCGACGAGCUUCUCCGGGAGCUGAAGCCUGGUGGCCAUCGUGUUCUGCUUUACUUCCAGAUGACUCGUAUGAUCGACUUGAUGGAAGAGUACUUGACCUACAGAAAUUACAAGUACUGCCGAUUGGACGGAAGUACAAAGUUGGAGGAUCGUCGCGAUACCGUCGCCGACUUCCAGUCCAACCCCGAAAUCUUUGUAUUCUUGCUGUCUACGCGUGCUGGUGGUCUUGGUAUCAAUUUGACUGCCGCCGAUACCGUCAUCUUUUACGAUUCCGAUUGGAACCCGACUAUCGAUUCCCAAGCCAUGGAUCGAGCCCAUCGUCUCGGUCAGACCCGCCAGGUUACCGUUUACCGACUUAUCACUCGCGGUACAAUCGAAGAGCGGAUUCGCAAGCGUGCCCUGCAGAAGGAGGAGGUGCAGCGUGUGGUCAUUUCCGGCGGUGCUGCUGGCGGUGUCGAUUUCAACACUCGUGCCCGCGAGAACCGCACCAAGGAUAUUGCCAUGUGGCUUGCCGAUGAUGAUGAGGCGGAGCUCAUUGAGCAGAAGGAGAAGGAGGCGCUUGAGCGAGGAGAAGCCUUUGGUGCCACCAAGGGCGGCAAGAAGGCUACGCAGAAGCGGAAGCGUGAGCUCACGAUGGAUGAUAUGUACCAUGAAGGCGAGGGCAACUUUGACGAUGCCAGCGCCAAGCCAUCAGGCGCUGCAACCCCCAUGUCGGACAAUCUCGACACUCCCCCUACUGCUGCCGCCACCCCGGCGAAGCGUGGGCGGGGUCGUGGUGGCGGCAAAGCCGGUUCAUCCAAACGUGCAAAGACCGUGAAGGAACGGCUUCGUUUAAUUGACGGCGAUGGCGGACUUGCUUAAAAAAAACAUUCGGGAUAACUUGGUUUCAAAUACUUGCAAUAAUUGCAAAUGGGCGAUGGCGUUAUAAUGAUUCUUCUUCUACUUUCUCCCAAGGUGCUAGUGUGGAUAACUUUCCGCGCACUCAUUUUAUAUUCCUAUAUUUUUUUGCCUGUUUCCUCUCUCACACUUCUGUUAUGUAUUAUCAUACGACUACUUGAUCCACUUGAACUCUUGCCCUUGAAUUUUCCUUUUCCUACUCAUGCUCUGGGAUUCUUCUUCAAAGAGCGGGACAGACAGACAGACACCGGAGUCGACCGGUGGAUGUCUUGAGACAUCCGUGUUUAUACAAGUAAUUUGGAAGGCACCUACCUACUUGAUUUCCUAGACCAUUUCUUAGCUGUCCUUGUCCACCGUUGUGCUUACCUCUGCUUUUAGAAUCCCCGAUUGGCAUUGAGUAUGCCCCUAAGCGAGUGAUCUGUUCAGUGAGUGUUGUACGUGUG